AUGUUUAUUUCUCGUGCUCUUGGUCGCGUUGCUUCAAGCACCAUCCGUCUUCCUAGUGCUGCUCGUGCCUACGCCACUGCUGCUUCCACCGGUAAAAUUCGUUCCGUCAUCGGUGCCGUUGUCGAUGUCCAAUUCGAACAAGAAAACUUACCUGCCAUCUUGAACGCUCUUGAAGUUCAAGAUCACGCUGGUGGACGUCUUGUCCUCGAAGUUGCUCAACACUUGGGUGAAAACACUGUCCGUACUAUUGCUAUGGAUGGUACUGAAGGUCUUGUCCGUGGUCAAAAGGUUGUUGACACUGGUGCCCCUAUCACCAUUCCUGUCGGUAAGGAAGUCCUCGGUCGUAUCAUCAACGUUAUUGGUGAACCCAUUGAUGAACGUGGUCCCAUCAACUCCAAGGCUCAACGUCCUAUUCACGCUGAUGCUCCAGAAUUCGUUGACCAAUCCCCUACUCCCGAAAUUCUUGAAACUGGUAUCAAGGUCGUCGAUUUGUUGGCUCCUUAUGCUCGUGGUGGUAAGAUUGGUCUUUUCGGUGGUGCUGGUGUCGGUAAGACUGUGUUGAUUCAAGAAUUGAUCAACAACAUCGCCAAGGCUCACGGUGGUUACUCCAUCUUCUGUGGUGUCGGUGAACGUACUCGUGAAGGUAACGAUCUUUACCACGAAAUGAUCCAAACUGGUGUCAUUAAGCUCGAUGGUGACUCUAAAUGUGCUCUUGUCUUUGGUCAAAUGAACGAACCCCCUGGAGCUCGUGCCCGUGUUGCCUUGACUGGUUUGACCAUUGCUGAAUACUUCCGUGACGAAGAAGGUCAAGAUGUGUUGCUCUUCAUUGAUAACAUUUUCCGUUUCACUCAAGCUGGUUCUGAAGUAUCUGCCCUUUUGGGUCGUAUCCCCUCCGCUGUCGGUUACCAACCCACCCUUUCUACUGAUAUGGGUGGUAUGCAAGAACGUAUUACCACUACCAAGAACGGUUCCAUUACCUCCGUCCAAGCCGUCUACGUCCCUGCUGAUGACUUGACCGAUCCUGCUCCUGCUACCACUUUCGCUCACUUGGACGCCACCACUGUCUUGUCUCGUUCCAUUGCCGAAUUGGGUAUCUACCCUGCCGUCGAUCCUCUUGAUUCCAAGUCUCGUAUCUUGGAUCCUCGUAUUGUCGGUGAAGAACACUACAAGGUUGCCACUGAAGUUCAACAAAUCCUUCAAAACUACAAGUCUCUUCAAGAUAUCAUUGCCAUUUUGGGUAUGGAUGAAUUGUCCGAAGAAGAUAAGCUCGUUGUCGAGCGUGCUCGUAAGAUUCAACGUUUCUUGUCUCAACCUUUCGCUGUUGCCCAAGUCUUCACUGGUUACGAAGGUCGUCUCGUCAAGCUCCAAGAUACCAUUCGUUCCUUCAAGGAAAUCUUGGCUGGUAAGCACGAUAACUUGCCUGAAAACGCUUUCUACAUGCAAGGUGAUAUCAACGACGUUCAAAAGCGUGCUGAAGAGCUCGCCAAGGAACUUGCUAAUCAGUAA
Messenger RNA from Rhizopus microsporus ATCC 52813, 1506 nucleotides. Its product is annotated as ATP synthase subunit beta, mitochondrial. Gene Ontology annotation, biological process: proton motive force-driven mitochondrial ATP synthesis; proton transmembrane transport. The transcript has 4 exons. The record is from RefSeq and is a predicted model, not a curated record. NCBI's taxonomy places the organism in Eukaryota, Fungi, Mucoromycota, Mucoromycetes, Mucorales, Rhizopodaceae. The coding region runs from base 1 to 1506 and encodes 501 amino acids. Gene Ontology annotation, molecular function: ATP hydrolysis activity; ATP binding; proton-transporting ATP synthase activity, rotational mechanism.